CAAAAAAGACCUUACGAAGAAGAAAAUAAAUAAUGGAGAGUCGAAAGAGAGAAGCACGCCAUACCUGAGAGAUUCAUGCGUCGACGACUUGAAACAUUUUACUAAUAAUAAUUAUUAUUGUCAAAAUCGAUCGAUAAUAAUAAUUAUUGUUAAUAAAAAAAUUUAAUUAAGGAAAGAAGAUAGAGAAAAAAAAAAGUGGUGGUGGAGGUGUUUGAUGGGUGCUAGUCACAGCACCAACGUUAAUAAUCAUUCUUCUCAGCCUCAUUCUCGGAAUCCUUCGAAUCAUCUGAGCAAUAGCUCUCGACACUGUGGCACAAGUGAUCGAUUAUCUGUGAGCAAUUUGCGGUCGCAGCUCACCACUAUUUACAGAAAUCAAGAGGAAGAAGAAGAGGAGGAGGAAGAAGAAGAGGAGGAAGAAGGAGGAAAGGAGAAAGCAGGAGGAGAAGAAGAAGAAGCGAGAAGAUUCGCACUUGUUAGAGAUUUUGAUCUGUCUGGUUUGAAACGCAUUAGGGUUCCAAGAAGGAAUUAUAUUCAAAUGGAUCCUCAUAAAAAGGUUGCACUGGAGACUGAGUUCUUUACAGAAUACGGUGAAGCCAGCCGAUACCAAAUCCAAGAAGUUAUAGGGAAAGGAAGUUACGGGGUUGUGGCAUCUGCAAUCGACACACAUACGGGAGAAAAGGUUGCCAUAAAGAAAAUCAAUGAUGUUUUUGAGCACGUCUCUGAUGCAACGCGGAUUCUAAGAGAGAUCAAGCUCCUCAGGUUGCUCCGGCAUCCUGAUAUAGUGGAGAUAAAGCACGUAAUGCUUCCUCCUUCCCGUAGAGAAUUCAGAGACAUAUAUGUUGUAUUUGAGCUGAUGGAAUCAGAUCUUCACCAAGUCAUCAAAGCGAACGAUGAUCUAACACCUGAGCAUUACCAGUUUUUCCUGUACCAGCUUCUUCGUGGCCUGAAAUUCAUCCACACAGCCAAUGUGUUUCACCGUGAUUUGAAGCCCAAAAACAUUCUAGCCAACUCUGAUUGCAAGCUGAAGAUUUGCGACUUUGGGCUUGCUCGUGUGUCGUUUAAUGACGCACCUUCGGCUAUAUUCUGGACUGAUUAUGUCGCUACAAGAUGGUACCGUGCACCAGAACUUUGUGGCUCUUUCUUCUCCAAAUAUACUCCUGCCAUUGAUAUAUGGAGCAUAGGAUGCAUAUUUGCAGAAAUGCUCACAGGGAAACCAUUGUUUCCGGGGAAGAACGUUGUGCACCAAUUGGAUAUUAUGACUGAUUUGCUUGGUACUCCUCCACCCGAAGCUAUUUCAAGGAUUCGUAAUGAAAAGGCGAGGAGAUAUCUCGGCAACAUGAGGAGAAAACCACCAGUUCCAUUCACUCACAAAUUUCCUCAUGUAGACCCGUUGGCCCUACGUUUGCUGCACCGUCUUCUUGCAUUUGAUCCCAAAGAUCGUCCCACAGCUGAAGAGGCACUGGCAGAUCCUUACUUCUAUGGUCUGGCAAACGUCGAUCGGGAACCAUCUACUCAACCGAUUCCAAAACUUGAGUUUGAGUUUGAAAGAAGGAAGAUUAUGAAAGAAGACGUGAGAGAAUUGAUCUAUAGAGAGAUAUUAGAGUAUCAUCCUCAAAUGCUGCAAGAAUAUCUUCGAGGUGGAGAACAGACUAGCUUCAUGUACCCAAGUGGGGUUGAUCGGUUUAAGAGACAAUUUGCACAUCUUGAGGAACAUUACGGUAAGGGUGAGAGAAGCGCUCCUCUUCAACAACGACACGCCUCCUUGCCUAGAGAGAGAGUCCCUGCUCCUAAGGAAGAGAAUGGAUUACACAAUCACGAUACCGAAAACAGACCUGAAGCUUCUUUAGCCACGAGGCCCACGACACUCGAAAGCCCUCCAAAUUCUCAACACGAAAGCUCAGAUUACAUGAAUGGAAUGAGCCAGACGGGUUACAGUGCCCGAAGCUUGCUGAAAAGUGCCAGCAUCAGUGCAUCUAAAUGCAUUGGCAUGAAACAAAGAAACAAGUCCGAGGUAAAGAUCAAGAACCAUUUAAAGAUAUGUUACAAGUUUGUAUGCACUUGUUGUUCACAUUCUUGGUUUUUGCAGCACGGGGAAUCGAACAAUGAUGCAGUUGAUGCUUUGUCUCAAAAGGUCACGGCUCUACACACUUGAUUGGAUAUUUGGGAAUGAAACUUCUUGCUAACAAUUGACGGCUGAUUCUACAAUUCAUAUACACAUCUCUCACAAGGAGCAGAAGAAGAAGAUCUAUUUGUAUUAAAUGAAUGGAAUUAUUGUUGUUCGUUCGCUAAGUAAUUACAGUAGGUGCCACUAAUUUUAUGGAGGAACCCGGAAAUGCCCCAGAAGUUUGGCUUUAUACUUGUUAACCCCUGGAUAUUUUGUUUGAGAAGUUUCUGACCUUAUCAAAUGAUAAAAAUAAAUAGUUGAAAUUUGUGUUAA
Molecule: messenger RNA, 2437 nt
Organism: Eutrema salsugineum
Lineage: Eukaryota; Viridiplantae; Streptophyta; Magnoliopsida; Brassicales; Brassicaceae
Product: mitogen-activated protein kinase 9
Exons: 10
Coding region: 215-2152 (645 amino acids)
Biological process (GO): protein phosphorylation; intracellular signal transduction
Cellular component (GO): nucleus; cytoplasm
Molecular function (GO): MAP kinase activity; ATP binding
Source: RefSeq, a predicted model, not a curated record